AUGAUCGUAGGGUCGCAUAAUUUGAUUCGUCGUACCGUAGAUCCUGCAGCGGCAAAUAUGCUGGCGAUGGAAUACAGUCCUGAUCUGGGAUCAUUGGAUGAUUCAUGGGCUCAAAAAUGCAAAGAUGAUGACCAUACAAUGUACCAGAAUACCAGUCGAAAUAUCUAUCUAAGUUUCGGUCUACCUACAGAGCAUUUUCCGUAUGCUAUCGGCAAGUGGUCCUCGGAAAAGAGGUUCUACAAUUUCCAACUUAACUCCUGUGAACACUACAUGAGAGUUAUUUAG
Rodentolepis nana is the source of this 285-nucleotide messenger RNA. The record is from the annotation of a GenBank genome assembly. Lineage: Eukaryota; Metazoa; Platyhelminthes; Cestoda; Cyclophyllidea; Hymenolepididae.